UCUCUGUGUCUCAGACUGAAGGAAGCUUGAAGCAGACUUUAACAAGAGCAACCUGUUGAGUGUCAGCAUGGAAGAAUUACUGGCUCCUUUUAGGCAGGCUGUGCGGGAACAGGGUGACUUGGUCCGUGAGUUAAGGGAGAAAGGUGCUCCGGAGCAGGAGGUGAGCAAAGCUGCUGCAGAGCUGAAAUCACGGAAAAAGACUCUUGAAGCAAAGGAACUGGCUCUGCAGCCCAAAGAGGACACAGUGGAUCGAGUGAAGAUGGAAGAUACAUUGAAGAGGAGGUUCUUCUAUGAUCAGGCAUUUGCCAUAUAUGGAGGUGUGAGCGGCCUGUACGACUUCGGGCCUGUGGGCUGUGCUCUGAAGAACAACAUCCUGCAGGUGUGGAGGCAGCACUUCAUCCAGGAGGAGCAGAUCCUGGAGAUCGACUGCACCAUGCUGACCCCCGAGCCCGUCCUCAAGACUUCUGGGCAUGUGGAUAAAUUUGCUGACUACAUGGUGAAAGAUGCCAAGACAGGCGAAUGCUACCGGGCAGAUCAUCUUCUCAAAGCUCACUUAAAGAAACUGAUGUGUGAGGAGAAGUGCUCAGCGGGGCAGGUGAAUGAAUUGGAGGAUGUCAUCACACAGAUGGAUAACUACGCUCAGCAGGAGCUGGCCGAUCUAUUUGUGAAAUACAACGUCAAGUCUCCUGCCACAGGAAAUGACCUCACACCUCCUGUCUCCUUCAACCUCAUGUUUCAGACGUCCAUCGGGCCUGGAGGGAACAUGCCUGGCUACCUGCGACCUGAAACAGCUCAGGGAAUGUUCCUCAACUUCAAACGUCUGUUGGAGUUCAACCAGGGAAAGUUUCCCUUUGCUGCUGCUCAGAUCGGAAACUCCUUCAGGAAUGAAAUAUCUCCUCGCUCUGGACUCAUUCGUGUUAGGGAGUUCACCAUGGCUGAGAUCGAGCACUUUGUGGACCCAAAUGAGAAGGUCCACCCUAAAUUCUCCAAUGUGGCCGACCUGGAGAUCAUGCUGUUCUCCUCCCAGGCUCAGACAAGCGGACAGUCAGCACAAAUGAUGAGGCUGGGAGAUGCUGUGGAGCAGGGAGUCAUCAACAACUCUGUGCUGGGCUACUUCAUUGGAAGAAUCUACCUGUAUCUGAUCAAAGUGGGACUAUCCAAAGACAAAGUGCGCUUCCGUCAGCACAUGGAAAACGAGAUGGCUCAUUACGCAUGUGACUGCUGGGAUGCUGAGUCCAAAACCUCCUAUGGUUGGAUUGAAAUUGUGGGCUGUGCGGAUCGCUCCUGUUACGACCUUUUGUGUCACUCCAGAGCUACCAAAGUCCCUCUGGUGGCAGAAAAGAUGCUAAAAGAGCCCAAAACAGUAAAUGUCAUCCAGUUUGAGCCCAACAAAAGUGCCAUUGGAAUGGCCUACAAAAAGGAUGCCAAGCUGGCUCUGGAGUACCUGGCUGUCUGUGAUGAUUGCUACAUCAGCGAUCAGGAAAAGCUUCUCAGUGAAACAGGGGAGUUCAGCUUUGAGACAGACGGCAAAACCUUCAAACUCACUAAAGAUAUGGUCAGUGUGAAGAGGUUCCAGAAAACCCUGCAUGUGGAGGAGAUUAUUCCCAAUGUAAUUGAACCCUCUUUUGGGAUCGGCAGAAUCAUGUACUCGAUCUACGAGCACUCAUUCCACAUCCGGGAGGGGGAUGAACAGAGGACGUAUUUCAGCUUUCCUACCAUUGUGGCUCCAUACAAAUGCUCCAUCCUGCCUUUGAGCCAGAACCAGAACUUUGUGCCAUUCAUCCACCAGUUAGCUGAGGCUAUGACCAGAAACGGUGUGUCUUACAAAGUAGACGACUCUUCAGGGUCCAUCGGGAGGCGCUACGCGCGGUCAGAUGAGAUCGGAGUGGCUUUUGGAAUCACCAUCGACUUUGACACAGUGAACAAGACGCCUCACACGGCCACUCUGAGAGACCGUGACUCGAUGAGGCAAAUCAGGGCCGAGAUCACAGAGUUGCCAGACAUUAUACAACAUCUGGCUAGUGACACCUUGAAGUGGGCUGAAGUGGAGAGCAAGUACCCCAUCUUUGAAGGACAGGAGUCCAGCAAGAAGGAGUAACCAUCCAUCCACCCAUUCAUUUCACGAAGUGGGACACACUCUGUACAGGUCCCCAAAACCUAUCUCCAAUUGGAGAUAACAUUUGGAGAACAGUGUUGCUCAAGCAAAUCACCAACUGACAUGUUGAACUGUUCCUAUGAAGGAGGAGAACGGUUUAAUAAUCUAUAAUUUUCUACAUUGUCACGUUUGAUUGUCAAAUAAACAACAAAAUAUUUGUCCUACA
Maylandia zebra (zebra mbuna) is the source of this 2321-nucleotide messenger RNA. The record is from RefSeq and is a predicted model, not a curated record. Lineage: Eukaryota; Metazoa; Chordata; Actinopteri; Cichliformes; Cichlidae.